AUGAAGUUUCAGUGUGACUGUGUAGAAUUAGGGUUUGUGCUAAUUAUUCCUUUUUUAAUAGGUAAAGAACCUCUCAGUUUUGGAAGGACUACUAUUGCAAACCUGCAAAAAGGCAAUGAUCUUGUUUGGCUUCAUACUGUGUUUGCAGUCACCUACUUGAUUGUCACAGUUGGCAUCAUGAAACAUCAUAUUUCACGAGUAAAUCAUCGUGCCAGAAGUUUAGAGAAAUGUGCAAUUUUUAUUGUUGGAAUCCCAAAAGAUGCCACAGAGGAUGCCAUGGACGGUCAUUUUAGAGAAGCUUAUCCAGAGUGCACUGUAUUAGACGUCCGCCAAUGUUAUGAUGUGGAAAAACUCAUGUAUCUGGAUCAAGAAAGAAAAAAAGCUGAAAAAAGUCUUGCAUAUUACACUCGUCGGCUUGAGAAGUUUGGGAAACGUGAACUGAUUAACCCCAAACCAUGUGGCCAGUUUUGCUGUUGUAAUGUUAAAGGAUGUGAAGAGGUAGAUGCUAUUGAGUAUUACUCCAAACUUAAGGAAACAAUGGAAUUGCAGUAUGCAGAGGAAAGAGAAAAAGUUGGCACAAAAUACUUAGGAAUGGCUUUUGUAACUUUCCAGGACAAUGCAAUGGCUGCCACGGUUCUUAAGGAUUUCAAUGCUUGCAAGUGUCACGGCUGUAACUGCAGACAACGGCAACUGUCUACAUACAGUAAUGGACUCAAAGUUUCACGAUGGGCUGUUACUUAUGCCCCAGCUCCACAGAACAUUCAGUGGGCAAAUCUUUCUGUGAAGGGGUGGAGGAGGUGGGUUCGAUGGGCUUGCAUUAAUUUUUGGCUAUUUAUACUGCUUUUCUUCCUGACUACACCUUCCAUUAUAAUUUCUACAAUGGACAAAUUCAACGUAACAAAACCAAUUCAAAAUCUAAAUAGUGCAAUAGUUAGUCAGUUCUUCCCAACACUCCUGCUGUGGUCCUUCUCUGCAUUACUGCCAACCAUUGUAUAUUAUUCAACACUGCUGGAGCGACACUGGACAAAGUCUGGAGAGAACCGGACUACAAUGCGCAAACUCUACUUUUUCCUCAUUUUUAUGGUUUUAAUAUUACCUUCACUGGGCUUUACUAGUUUGGACGUGUUCUUUCGCUGGCUUUUUGACAGAAAGUUUUUGGAAAAUGUCAAUAUGAGAUUUGAAUGUGUAUUCCUGCCUGACCAGGGAGCCUUUUUUGUGAAUUAUGUAAUUGCUGCAGCGUUUAUUGGCAGUGGCAUGGAGCUUAUACGUCUGCCAGGCCUCCUCCUUUAUACCAUACGCAUGGCAAUGGCAAAGUCAGCUGCUGAACGAAGGAACAUCAGACAGAAUCAAGCCUACGAGUGCGAGUUUGGAUUCAUGUAUGCUUGGAUGCUUUGUGUGGUCACAGUUAUCAUGGCAUACAGUAUCACAUGUCCCAUGAUUGUCCCCUUUGGUUUGAUCUACUUGAUGAUGAAGCACAUGGUUGAUCGUUACAAUAUAUAUUAUGUUUUUCUGCCUGCAAAACUGGACAAGAAAAUCCAUUAUUCAGCUGUAUAUCAGACUAUGUUAGCACCUUUACUCUGUCUUAUUUGGUUGUAUUUCUUCUCAGUUGUACGCCUAGGGUUUUCAGCUGCUACAUCUGUCAUCACCUUUAUUGCUCUGUGUGUGGCCAGUGUUGCUUCUGUAGGAGGUGCUUGCUGGGGUUGUUUGAAGUAUCUGAAUCCACAAGCAUACAAGGUACCGGUACCUUCCUGUGAGACUGAUGGUGGAGCAACCUCUGCAGCUUCUUCCAAGACCGCUACAUAUAUACCAAGAGUGCUGAUUUCUUCAGAGUCCACUCCUUUAGAUGUGAAUGGUCCCCACCAGUCAUAUGGAACCAUGGAAGAUGAGUUCCAGCAGAUAGAAGAUAGUGGUGACAAAGUCCAUUUAGUGGAACCCUCUUCUAGCGAGAGCUAGUGAGUGGUAUAAUGUGCUGACAGGAGUAUUGACAUAAUAGACACUAGCACUGCUAAGCACUGGCUGCCAAUCUGGUGAUGGUCGAGCAAGAAUCACAACAUUUUUAAAAUUCCACAGCAUUCGAUGCAGCAAAGAUGACCUGAAUUUUGUGGAAAUGCUGCCAUAAUCAGGACCCCUUUGUAGUAUGAAAAAGUAUUGAAGGAAAAAUUAUUGUAGAUAACUUUAGGCCAUUUUGCGAUCGAGAUUCAAUCAAGCAAGAACAUUGAUAUAUUUCUGGUUGCAGACUCCAUAUUAAGUAUGUUAAAAUCUAAUUGUCCAGAUUUCAUUUCUUUGCACUUCUGAUAUUUGAGAUGAAGAUACUCGGCAUUCUAGCUGAAAAUGUUAACUAUUUUAAUUGCCAUGUUCAAGCAUAUGUACCAGCCUUUAUCAUGUAGUUUAUCUUGUCAUUUUUUAUAUUAUAACCUGCUACCAAGUAGGCUAAUACCGUAUGUCAAUAUCUCUAGUCUGAUAUACAGAAAUGGCAAGAAAAUGCCUCUGGUUUCUGAUGUUCUUGGCUAUACAGCAGCAUUAUUAUACAUUAAACACAGUUAAAUGUCAUAUGACAGCAGAAUUCUGGAAGCAAUUUCUAGAAUAAUCAAGGUGGUGAAAUUAGUCAACAGUAUUUAUUUAACCAUUGCAUUUUAAGUGGUAAUAGAAGUGGAUAUAGUAAAUUGUUGUAGUUAUUCGUACUGUCAUUCAUUUUCAGUGACAGUCUCUAUUUUAAAUGAAAGGAAGAGCCAUGUAAGACUGGUCUUUUACAUGUAGAUAAGGUAUAGUGAAAAAUAAAUGUGAAUUUAUUUGUAAG
Protopterus annectens (West African lungfish) is the source of this 2797-nucleotide messenger RNA. RefSeq names its product CSC1-like protein 1. The transcript has 17 exons. Gene Ontology annotation, molecular function: calcium-activated cation channel activity; nucleic acid binding. The record is from RefSeq and is a predicted model, not a curated record. NCBI's taxonomy places the organism in Eukaryota, Metazoa, Chordata, Ceratodontiformes, Protopteridae. The coding region runs from base 1 to 1953 and encodes 650 amino acids. Gene Ontology annotation, cellular component: plasma membrane.